This is a messenger RNA of Dacryopinax primogenitus, 3586 nucleotides long. Its product is annotated as P-loop containing nucleoside triphosphate hydrolase protein. The record is from RefSeq and is a predicted model, not a curated record. Bases 1634 to 3586 code for a protein of 650 amino acids. Gene Ontology annotation, molecular function: ATP binding; ABC-type transporter activity; ATP hydrolysis activity. Gene Ontology annotation, cellular component: mitochondrial inner membrane. Gene Ontology annotation, biological process: transmembrane transport; intracellular iron ion homeostasis. The transcript has 18 exons. Lineage: Eukaryota; Fungi; Basidiomycota; Dacrymycetes; Dacrymycetales; Dacrymycetaceae.
AUGCCCGCUCCUAUGGAAGACCUUCCGGUAACCCACCAUAACAACAUCUAUCCGGGUAUUGAGCCGAGCAAGUUCACGGGUACGCUCACAGGCAAGGUCGUAUUCAUCACCGGUGCCUCUCGUGGCAUCGGGGAGGCGACUGCGAUUGCGUUCGCCAAAUCUGGUGCGAUCCUCUUCCUCGCCUCCCGCAAACAAGAGACUCUCGAGACUGUCAAGGCUGACAUUCUGCGCGCUGUGCCAAAUGCCAAAGUCGCGACGCACACUACGGACGUUGUGCAUCAUGCAAGUGUCAAAGAUGCCGUAGGGGCCUGUGUGAAGGAGUUCGGGAAGAUAGAUGUUGUGAUAAGCAAUUCGGGGGCUAUGGAAGAUUUCACACAAAGUGAGCAACAUCCACUAGAUCUCAUGUAUUCACCGCUAAGCGUGAACACGCUAGCGAUCGCCCAGCGUGACCCGGAUGUCUGGUGGAGGACAUGGGAGGUCAAUGUCAAAGGCUCCUUCAAUGUUGCGCACUACACUCUUCCGGUACUUGGCAAAAGCAAAGGAUACUUCAUCUUUGUUUCCUCAGUUGGUGCACAAAUCCGUCGUGCUGGUGCGUCGAGCUACCAGAGUGGAAAGCACGCAAUCAACCGAGUCGCCGAAUUUGCCGCUAUGGAGGCUGCUCCAGACGGGGUAAAGGUGUUCGCGAUCCACCCCGGAGGAGUGAAGACCGAGUUGUCCAAGGCUGGCGGGCCGGAGCUCGCCAAGGUGCUCAAUGACGAUGUUCAGUUACCGGCGUGGGCGAUGGUUCGGCUUGUUCAAGGGAAGGACGACUAUCUUUCGGGCCGAUACGUCUCCGUAUGUUGGGAUUUAGAUGAGGUGCAAGAGAAGUGGAAGGAUGCUAUUGUUUCAGAGGAUGCGCUGAAGAACCGUUUGGCCCUGCCGUCUGCUGCAUAUGCAAGAUCUUCGGCCGUCGCAGUGCAGCAUAAAUCCCUCACCUUGACGGUACCUGGACUAGUUAGGGCAUCUACAGGUAGCACAAUCACACCAGCUAAAGAAGACACGACUUUCAACCAAUUGUGCUUUCUCCACCUCGGAGAGAUAUAUUGGUUCUAUCUCUACCCAUCAUGCGUGGGAGAGACGUUUAACGUCUGGCAGCACAUUAACAUUCGCGGUGCCCCUCGCCCUCCAAUGUCCGAGGUUCAGACAUUACUCAACUCGUUUAUCCCCUAAUCCCUCCGAAUCAACCGCUCUAGGAGCUGAUGUCCAAACUAAAGCAGUUACUCCGGCAGACAUACCCAGCGCAUUGAUAGCAAAAGCCUCUCUGAAAGCUGCUGUUCGAGUAAACUCACAUCCGCCAGUAUCCGGAGAUGAGCAGGGGGAGGAUACCUGGCAUUUGUCUCCGGCUGAACAACGAAAGUCAGAUUGGAACAUUAUCAAGCAACUAGCAGUCAACGUGUGGUCCAAGGGAGAAUGGGAUGUUAAAGCUAGGGUGGUGGCUGCAUUUGCUCUGCUUAUCGUCGGGAAGAUCGCGACCGUGCAAGUCCCAUUUUUCUUCAAAGGAGUUGUGGAUGCCCUUAAUGUGCCAAUAACCGCUGAUACGACUGUGUGGGUGGUGGCGGGAGCGGUGAUUGCCGGAUAUGGCUUGGCUAGAAUUAUGUCAACGGUUUUCAGCGAACUGAGGAACGCCAUAUUCGCCGAUGUUGCCCAGCGUGCAAUACGACGUGUAGCGCGAGAUACGUUCGAGCAUGUCCUGAAUCUCGACCUCAAGUUCCACUUAUCUCGCCAAACAGGCGGGCUCACAAGAGCUAUUGACCGCGGAACGAAAGGCAUCACAUUCAUCCUGACUGCAAUGGUGUUUCACAUUGCUCCCAUUGCGUUAGAAAUUGCCAUGGUAUGUGGCAUAUUGACUUGGAGUUACGGAGCCAACUAUGCGAUCGUAACUGGGCUUGCGAUGGCAUCAUACACCUGGUUUACCAUCAGGACGACUGCCUGGCGCACGCGUUUCCGCCGGGAGGCCAAUAACGCUGAUAACAGUGCGGCCACCACUGCUGUCGAUUCAUUGAUCAACUACGAAGCGGUGAAACAUUUCAACAACGAAGCAUUCGAAGUUGCAAAGUAUGAUAAGCAUCUGGCCCAUUACGAAGACGCAUCAUUAAAGAUAGCAACAUCCCUUUCCUACCUUAACUCGGGACAGAACAUCAUCUUCUCCUCAGCUUUGACUAUCAUGAUGUUCCUUGCUGUACAGGGCGUCAUCAAUGGUCAUAUGACUGUUGGUGAUCUGGUGAUGGUGAACCAGCUCGUGUUUCAGUUGUCUUUACCAUUAAACUUCCUCGGAACCGUAUACCGGGACCUGAGGCAGAGCUUGCUUGAUAUGGAAGUUCUGUUCAAUGUUCGCCGCAAGAACAAACUCAUUGUGGACGCCCCUGGAGCGAAGGCACUUGUGUUGAAAGGUGGCGAAAUCAAAUUCGAUCGUGUUGCCUUUGCAUAUCAUCCAGAGCGCCCCAUUUUCCGAGACAUAUCGUUCACAAUCCCAGCAGGAAAGAAGGUCGCUAUCGUUGGACCUAGCGGUUCUGGGAAAUCCACAGUGUUCAGACUGCUAUUCAGGUUUUACGAGCCAGACGCGGGAAGGAUUCUCAUUGAUGGUCAAGAUCUGCGCGACGUUACCUUGGACAGCCUCCGACAUUCCAUUGGCGUCGUACCACAGGACACACCGCUCUUCCAUCAGGACGUGAUGCACAAUAUCCGUUAUGGCCGUAUAUCGGCAACAGACGAGGAAGUUGUGGAGGCAGCGAAGAAAGCGAACGUGCAUCACACCAUUGAACGCAUGGCUCAGAAGUACCAGACGCAAGUUGAGCGCCCCAUUUUCCGAGACAUAUCGUUCACAAUCCCAGCAGGAAAGAAGGUCGCUAUCGUUGGACCUAGCGGUUCUGGGAAAUCCACAGUGUUCAGACUGCUAUUCAGGUUUUACGAGCCAGACGCGGGAAGGAUUCUCAUUGAUGGUCAAGAUCUGCGCGACGUUACCUUGGACAGCCUCCGACAUUCCAUUGGCGUCGUACCACAGGACACACCGCUCUUCCAUCAGGACGUGAUGCACAAUAUCCGUUAUGGCCGUAUAUCGGCAACAGACGAGGAAGUUGUGGAGGCAGCGAAGAAAGCGAACGUGCAUCACACCAUUGAACGCAUGGCUCAGAAGUACCAGACGCAAGUUGGUGAACGAGGCCUGAUGAUCUCAGGAGGGGAGAAGCAGCGUCUAGCAGUGGCGAGGGUCCUGCUAAAGGACCCGCGUAUUCUGUUCUUCGACGAAGCGACAUCGGCAUUGGACAGUCAGACAGAGAUGGAGCUUAUGAAGAAUAUCAACUCUACGCUGCUGGAUAAGCAACGCACGAACCAUAUCAUUGUCAUCAAAGAUGGGCACGUAGUGGAACAAGGGACCCACAACGAGCUCAUGCACGCCGGCGGAUUGUACAACUCCAUGUGGUUUGCCCAAGCGAAUGACCCAACGGAAACCGCCUACAUCGCGGAGAACAAACAGGAUGUGGAGGAGGCGGAGCCAGGCGACGAGAACGACAACGCGGAAAGAGAGUCCGACACGAGAUCUACUACAUAG